UAGAUCAUAACAUGGGCUUGUAGACUGUAACAUGGUUUGGUAGAUUGUAACACAGUCUGGUAGAUCAUAACAUGGGCUUGUAGACUGUAACAUGGUUUGGUAGAUUGUAACACAGUCUGGUAGAUCAUAACAUGGGCUUGUAGACUGUAACAUGGUUUGGUAGAUUGUAACAUGGACAGGUAAAAGCCUGGGUAACAUUCUACUGGCCCAGGACUUCUGCCUUCCAAUUACACUUUGAAAACAGGUUAAUUUGGCACGAGACUAUAGGUUAUAUCAUGUGGUCAGCGACUGGAUUCUGAAUUAAUUACUCUAUUGGUUUUCCCUGACUGUCAAUGUGUUUACCCAGCCACAGCGUCUCACUGUGAACCUUCUAAGCCAGAGAAGGCCACUUUCCAGGGUGUUCCUGAUAUGCUGGGGACAUCUUGUGGUCAGGAUUAGGAAGCACCUCCAAUACUGUCCCAGUUGUUGAUCCACCCUAAAGACGCCAUACAUCACUAUUAGUCAAUAUUGUUUUUACGCAAGCACCCUCUUCUUCCCCCCUUUAAAUCAGAACAGAAAUAUGACAGCACAGUGUAAGUGCCCUCUCCACCCCCCCUUUAAAUCAGAACAGAAAUAUGACAGCACAGUGUAAGUGCCCUCUCCACCCCCCCUUUAAAUCAGAACAGAAAUAUGACAGCACAGUGUAAGUGUGGUAAUCAGUGUGACUCCGCUGGUGGUUGUGCCUUAUUUACUCACAGCAAUGUGUGGGCGGAGCCGGGGUGACUGUCAGGAAGAUGGGGAACAUUUGUUGGAGAUCUGAUUGGCUGGCUAUGAAGGUGUGGGCAGAGCCGGGAUGGCUGUCAGGAAGAUGGUCAACACCAGUUGGAGACCUGAUUGGCUGGCUAUAAAGGUGUGGGGGGAGCCGGGAUGACUGUCAGGAAGAUCGGCGACAUCUGUUGGACAGCUGAUUGGCUGGCUAUGAAGGCUGGGCCUUCAGUGUUGCUCUAGUCUCUCUCACAGCAGACACCUACUGUUGUUUAGUUGAAACCUUCGCCUACGUCUUACACCCUACAACACACCACUAAUAUUUACAAACAACCACCCACUCACUCCACUGUCAUACUGAUUUACAUCUUACACCCUACAACACAACACUAAUAUUUACAAACAACCACCCACUCACUCCACUGUCAUACUGAUUUCCACACCCCCCUUUUAUUCAGUUGUAUGUGUAUUUAAUAAAUGCUUUUGUUAUUCUUUAACACCCACCACGUGUUCUCCCAAUGUUAUUCUAUUUGUCACGGCAUUGAGCCAGGUCGUGACAUCAUUCUUUAACUAACAGAAAAAUAAAUAAUACUCUCAGUCUGAUAAAGCAAGUAACACAGAUUUACAUCAGGUCUAGUUCUUACCAUAUACUUUGGUUAUCAAGGACCAACAAGACUGGAGAACUAAAGAUACAAAGUAAAUACUAAAUAAUUCUAAUGAAAAAUUAAGCAUUCAUAUAAAAAAUCUGAUUUGUUGAAUUUUACAUGUAGUCACUAUAUUUAGUUCAUGCAAUAGGACCAUGCACCAGGCACAAUGUCUACCGAAAAUAUCAAAGGGAUGCAGAUGACACCCAUUUCAUGGAAUGAAAAGUUACACGCAGUUAACCUUCUUGCCAGUGGUUGAGGAUAUUUUGGAAUCGUGUCAAAACAUCUCAAACAUAAUUAGAACAUUGUUUGACUUUGAGAGUGCAGACAGGCUGUCUAAAGCAGAAGUCAUGUUCUGUUCAGGUUUUCAGUUACACCAUUGGCCUCGGGAACAUCCACUGCUAACAAGGUACAGACAGCAUAAAAACAGAAAAUAGAUUAUAUUCUGAAAUAGAUUUCAUAUAAACUACUGUUGGACUGGUUCAACUUGGUUCCAAAUAGAUUACAGGUAGGCAGAUUCCAAAAUAGAUUACUGGUAGGCUGAUUCCAAAAUAGAUUACUGGUAGGCUGAUUCCAAAUUGAUUACUGCAGGCUGAUUCCAAAUAGAUUACUGGUAGACUAAUUCCAAAUAGAUUACUGGUAGACUGAUUCCAAAUAGAUUAUUGAUAGACUGCUGUCCAACUACUAAUAGGAUGCUGCUAAUAGCAGAUGUUCAGUAAAUGUCUGAUAUUCUAUAUUUAACUCUGCUGACUGUGGUGUGUUUUUUCCCACCGAGUUUCCUGUAGCCAACCACUGAUGGUACAAAACCGGAUUAGACGUAUCUCAUUAUAUAAGUAACGAAAUAAUGACAUUUUAGUAUAAAUAGCCCAGCAGCAUUUUCUGCUCUUCAGUUCAAUCUACAUGACAGCUCAGUGGAACCCCGAGACAGAUAUGAACCUUGCACUGAUACUAAUUUUUCUGUCCUGGAGUUCAGAUCUCCAGGGUCAAAUGCCCUUUCACCAAUCAGGUUUGUGGAACUAUACGAGAUCGGUAGCCAACACUGUCACGAUUCCCUGGACUCAGGACAGAGGGCUUUGUAAAUUCUGUGAUUUGGAGCCUUCAACCUGUAACGGAAAAGGAAUCUGUCUCUCUAACUGUGCCAUCACCGCAAUCUGCGCACACGAUACUGAAGUCUGUGUCAGCAUCUGGAGGAGGAGUGAAGGUAACUACAGCAUUGAGACUCUGUGCCAUGACCCCACCCAGCCUAUCUAUGGACUGGAGCUGGAUGACUACAACACCUCUACUUGUAUCAUGAAGGAGAAGAUGAGCUCUGUAGGACCCGUCCACAUCUGCUCUUGUAAGAAAGAGGAGUGUAACGACAAGUUUGCCUUCCCUCCCACCCAACCUGAUAUCUACCUAAAUGACUCAAUGGGAAGUGUAUCCAGGGUCCCCCAAGGACCCAGGGUGUUCAGAGGCUACAACUUCAUCCUCACCUGCUCCACUGAGCCAGUAUACCCAGGAGGCUUUUUCCUCCUCAUGUUCACCAGCUCCAACAGAACCCAGACCCAGCCAGCUUUCAAUCACUCCGCUGCCUUCCUGUUCCCUGACGCAGACGAAUCCCACCAAGGGAGCUACAGCUGCGCUUACCACAUUUACAUUUUAGAUCAUAACUUCUCAUCUGAGAGUGGGUUUCUAUUCCUCACAGUUUCAGCCUCUCCACUGCCAGCCUUCAUCAUCAGACACGUCAUAGUGCUGCUCACUCUACUGACAGCCAUCAGCGCCCUCUAUCUGUUCUACAAGUGCAAUGCUCCCCUAGUUCACCAGGAGGGUGGAUCUGAAUGCCAGCACCAGUAACAUGGAGAUGGUUCUCCUGGCCUCCGGAACUGAAGGCGGGCCAGAGGAGGAGAGAGUGGUCUAAGGCGUGGACAAAGCAGAAUGACCAUGACCUUCUCAUUUCAUGGUGUGCUUUUCCAAAUGUGUGUUCCAAGACUUCGUAACUAGUUUAGUAUACAUUGGUAGGAGUUACUGCAACCAGCAUCGUUCCUUGGUGUGUGAUUGGUUUAGCCACCACAGCGCAGCAUGUGUCUCUGGACUGGCUUAAAGAUGCAGUCUGGGACUUUUGAGAUUGACAAAAUAAUAUUUUUUAAAACCUUUAGUUUUGGGCUGGAUGUUUUGUUUGUUGUUUAUAUUUGCAUAAUCUAUACGUUAAAUCACUGUCAUACACUCACUUAGCCCGUAAAAGUUAAAUACAUGGGGCUUAAUCAAUAAAUUAAUUACACAGUACACAAUUUCUGGUGACCCGUUUGGUCUCGACCGUGCCAUUUUUACAACCAGUGGGCAACAAUUAAAUACUGAAUCUUCAAUAAAGCUUGUUUUGCAUGUUU
This is a messenger RNA of Esox lucius (northern pike), 3751 nucleotides long. RefSeq lists its product as uncharacterized. Gene Ontology annotation, cellular component: membrane. NCBI's taxonomy places the organism in Eukaryota, Metazoa, Chordata, Actinopteri, Esociformes, Esocidae. The record is from RefSeq and is a predicted model, not a curated record. Bases 2289 to 3221 code for a protein of 310 amino acids. Gene Ontology annotation, biological process: protein phosphorylation. Gene Ontology annotation, molecular function: metal ion binding; ATP binding; transforming growth factor beta receptor activity, type II. The transcript is spliced from 7 exons.